AUGUCUCGCUUCUUAGACAGCAUUUCCACCAUCAUUAGCGUCUUUUACGAGCAUGCAGAGGAAGAUGGAGACGGCUCCAUCCUCAGCAGAAGGGAGAUGAAAGAGUUUAUCCUGAAGGAGUUUGCAGAUGUCAUAGCGAACCCACGUGAUUCUCAAACCAUUGACAAGAUCCUGCACUUUCUUGAAUGGGAUGGUGAUGGUAAAAUAGAUUUUAAUGAGUUCCUAUUCCUCGUAUUCAGAGUGGCUAAGGCCUGCUACUGGUAUCUGCAGAAAAGACCAUGUCUUCUGCAAAGAACAAAGCUAAUAACCAGUGGAAAGUCACUUCAAGAGCCUGAAAUUAAUAACAGAGGGCACCAACGUCAGCUCCAGGAAGAGGAACCACAAAGCGGUGAGAGUGAACGUCAUCCAUCCCGUGAACCUCAAACACGUGAUACCAGGGCUCGCAAGCUUGAAACCGUGGAGGAAACGGAGAGUCAUCGCCAGCAACGUAACACACGAAACAGAGAUGGUGCAAGAAGAAUCAGCAAAUCUGAGGAUCUAACAUCUCAAGCAUAUAAAGAACAAAGCCAAGAGCCAUGUAACCAACGUAACAUUCGCCAGCCACCUGAGCUGGACGAACAAGAAGAUGUACAGAGCCAUAAAUCGCAACUCAACGAACGUGGCAGCUUGCAGGCACGUCAGUCUGAACCACAGGCAGAUGAGAGAGAAAAUCAAGAGGGGCCUCAGCCCGAUCAAGUGGCAGACGUGAAGAGUCACAAGCAGCCAAAUAAACCUCAACCACUAGGAAACCGGUGGAGUAGUCGUGAGCCACAUGAGCCAACACCACAAGUGAAUGAUCAAAAAAACCAUCGUCCACAAGACCAAGAGGCAGUGCAAGAAGCAGAUAGGGGAAGUCGCAGUCAGCCACAGAAGACUGAACUACUCACAAACGGGAGAAGCGGCUAUCAGCGUCGUGAGCUGGAGGCAGAAAAGACUGAAGUCAACCGCAUUCAGGCACAGGAGCAAAAAGGAAAGCAAAGAAGAGAACAUAAAAGCCCAUAUCAGUCAUACAUUGACGAACCAAUACUAGAGGAAGGAAGCCGUUAUGAUACACGUGAGCCAGGAAGACGUGUAUAUGAAGAACUUCAAUACAGAGAACCCAAGGCUGAAUGCCUGGAGAGACAGAGGAAGAGCAUUCAAGCAGAGCUGUGUGGAGAAAGAGAUGAUGGAAGAAGAAAAGCAGAGACAUAUGCAGACGAAACAAGGAGGGGAUAUUCCCGAGACCACGAAAUAGAUAUCGAGAGAAGGACUAAAAAGGGACGAGUGCAGGAAGAACUCCCACAGGAAAGAAGGAUCAUUCGCUCCCGUGAGGUGGAAGCUGAUGUCUCAGUGAGCACCCAACGCCUCACAAGGGAGAGAGAAGAGCCAGGUCCCAGUGACAACUACGAGCGCACCCGACGCACUGUGGAAGUGGCAGCUGAAGCUGACGUGAGGGUUCAACGUGUCACCAGGGAACCCGAGCCUCGUGGGGACAUAGGCAGGAGAGAACAAGACUGUGAAGACAUCGAGGUAGACAGGAGAAUUCGGCAGGGACGAGAGCAGGAAGAGCCCACACAGGAAAGGAAGAUCAUUCGCUCCCGUGAGGUGGAAGCUGACGUCUCAGUGAGCACCCAACGCCUCACAAGGGAGAGAGAAGAGCCAGGUCCCAGUGACAACUACGAGCGCACCCGACGCACUGUGGAAGUGGCAGCUGAAGCUGACGUGAGGGUUCAACGUGUCACCCGGGAACCCGAGCCUCGUGGAGACAUAGGCAGGAGAGAACAAGACUGUGAAGACAUCGAGGUAGACAGGAGAAUUCGGCAGGGACGAGAGCGGGAAGAGCCCACACAGGAAAGGAAGAUCAUUCGCUCCCGUGAGGUGGAAGCUGACGUCUCA
Molecule: messenger RNA, 1914 nt
Organism: Tinamus guttatus (white-throated tinamou)
Lineage: Eukaryota; Metazoa; Chordata; Aves; Tinamiformes; Tinamidae
Source: RefSeq, a predicted model, not a curated record